Xiphophorus hellerii (green swordtail) is the source of this 2154-nucleotide messenger RNA. RefSeq names its product interferon-induced very large GTPase 1-like. The record is from RefSeq and is a predicted model, not a curated record. NCBI's taxonomy places the organism in Eukaryota, Metazoa, Chordata, Actinopteri, Cyprinodontiformes, Poeciliidae.
AGUAACAAAAAAUAUGACAAUUCACUUUGAAGAUGACAAAGACAAAGAGAUGUUGGUUCAAUGGCGGGGUCGAUUUGAGACCAAAAUCAAAGAGUUUCAUGAGGAACUUGUGAGAGGAGUGAAAAGAAAACUGGAUGAAGUGAUCCAGCAAAAUAAUGCUAGAAAAAUGCUUGACAAGAAGAAGACAGAGUUUGAAAACAAUCUGUUCCAGAAGAGCAAAGAGCUUGCUCACCAGUUAAAAUGCAUUGAUGAUGAAGAGGAACUAAAAGCACAGUUCAGCACUGUUUGGAGUCAGUGGGUUAAGGAAUUAACCUCAGAUACAAAAUCCAUUGAGAACAUAAACUUGGAGGAAGAUCAACUACUUGUCCUUAGAGAUCUUGGUGUUGAACAUAAUCUCAUUGAUGUAAAAAGAAGUAAGAGAUACAAAAAUCUGUCAGAAAUAGGUGAUUAUUCUGAUCACAUAAUAAGAAAGAGGAUCAUACAUAAUGUCACAAGAUUUUUAAGACUCAAUAUUCAAUCACAUGAAGAACAGGAACUGAUCAGAUCAUUUAUUAAAAAAGUUGAAAAAAAAUGUCUUGAGAUCAUUAAGAGCAAACCUGUUGCAACAAGAGGUUACAGGUCAACCUACUUGCAGGAACUUGCCAAAAAUGUCAAACAAAGAGUGACAGAGUUUGAAUCAGGGAAGAAAUUUACAUUCAAGAAGGAGUUUACAGUUGACCUUUCACUGUAUGUGUUUGAUAGGGCAGAAGGUUGGCUCUUAAACUCCCACAAGAUCUACAGAGACAACAAUGAUGCUCUGACUUAUUUGGACAACAAGAAAAAUGAGUAUUACAACAUUUUCAGAAGCUUCUGCAAAGGAAGUUCAUCUGCUGUGGUGUUUGGAGAAAUUAUGUGUAAAAAACUCAAAGUCUCUGCUGUUGAAGCCGUCUGUAACAAGACUGGAGUUCAUAUUGCUGGAGAGAUGAUGUGCAGUUUCCCAGCAUUCAGUGAGAACAGACUGAAUUUAGAGAAACAUGUGUUAGCAUCUCUGGCAGAGAAAGAAGACUUUAGCAGGUUCACCAGCUACAUCAGAAAUCCAAGAGCUCAAGUAGAGGCUUUCAUCAAAGAAGAAGUAAAGAAAUACAUGUUCACGACACAGAAAGUUAAAGUCCAGACUAUUCUCAAGAAAAAUAUAGAAGAUAUCACCAGAGUCAUCAGUCAGGCUUUGUUUGAAGCAACAGAGAAAUUCAAACACGGAAAAGGAAACAUAGAAAUGUGGGUGGAGGAAUUUUCUAGUAAACUGAAACCAAAUUUGACACUUGAUACCAUUAGUUGUCAAAACUUCAGUGACAUAAACAAUUUUGAAUUUCUUAAAGAAGAAAUAGAGAAAGGCCUGAAAAGCAUCACAACAGAGAUGAGCAAACUCUCCCUGGAAAAAGUGAAUGACUGCAGGCAGAAGCCUGAUCAGAUCCUGAUUGAUCAGCUGUGUAACUGCUGCUGGGAAAGGUGUCCAUUCUGUGCUGCUGUUUGCACAAACACUUUGAAGGACCACAGUCCUGAGAAACACAGCGUUCCUUUUCAUCGACCCUCUGGAGUCGAAGGUUGGCAUGUAAGAGGAACAGUUGAUUUCAUUGAUUUCUGUACCACCUUAGUUACAUGUAAUUUGAGAUUUCACCCAAAACCUGACUCAGAGUGGACAGUUCCGUAUAAGCGUUAUCCAACUGCUGGAGGAAAAUAUCGUUCAUGGAGCAUUACAGCUGAUGCCUCUAUGCUGGCCUACUGGAAAUGGUUCAUCUGCCGCUUUCAAAAGCAACUGGAAUUGUACUAUAAAAUGAAAUUUCAGGGUAGUGGAGAAAUUCCUCACUAUUGGAAAUCCUUCAGUAAGGAGGACGCCAUUGAAAGUCUGAAUGAAAUGUGUCGUUUGUGAGGAAACAAAACUGUUUAUAAAAUCUAAUGUCAUUCCUGAAGUUGAAGGUCUGCUUCCAAUCAGUGUACAAAAAUAUUGAUGUGAAAAUGAAUAGAUAAGCAUAAUAUUACCUUUUGUUUGUAAGUCCUGAUGGAGUUAUGCUUCGAGUUAAAGAUCACUGAAAUGGCCACUAACAUUGAAAUGUCAGAUAUGAGAAUUGACAGGGGUUACAUUAUGUAAACAAGUUUUCUCUUUAUCUAGAUGAAAUC